Messenger RNA from Lactuca virosa, 1792 nucleotides. Lineage: Eukaryota; Viridiplantae; Streptophyta; Magnoliopsida; Asterales; Asteraceae. The record is from the annotation of a GenBank genome assembly.
CACUACACACGGACCUUACCCUAAUCUCCUAAACACAUCGCCAUCAAACCAAUUCUUAUCGUCUCCACCAAAGAUGCAGUGAUCUCCACCAACGUCUCCCACCGAAGGUCCACGGCUGCCGACCUCCCCCACCGAAGACGUCCCAUCAUCAAACCAAAGAAGAUCGAAAAAUCCUUAAGAGCUCAGGGCCUGAAAGGAAACUCCUACAGAUUCCUCUUUGGAGACCUGAAAGAGAUGACACAGAUGUCUUAGCGCCUAUGGGUUUACUUCUCCCUCUCUCUCUCGCCUCUCUUUCUCUCUCUCGCCUCUCUUUCUCUCUCUCGAUCGCCAUCAGAAUGAAAUGGAAACCCUAAUUUCAAAUCCCUCCAGCGAGGUAUGAAACGGUUGUCGAUCUUCUGUUAUAAUUGGAGAUCCGCUUGGAAGAAACGAGAUGAAAAAGAUAGUUGAGCGUUUGAUGGAUCUAAAAGCUUUAUUACGUGAAAACGAUUACCAGAUUGUUUAAACUGUAAAUGAAUGAUGAUAGAUUGGGCAAGGGACCUAUAGCAAUGUAUAUAAAGCGAGGGAUUUAAUAACAGGGAAGAUAGUUCCUUUCAAGAAAGUUAGAUUUGAUAAUUUAGAGCCACAAAGUGUGAAGUUCAUGGCAAGAGAGAUUCUUAUACUGAAGAAGCUAAAUCAUCCUAAUAUUAUUAAGCUUGAAUGAUUGGUGACAUCAAGAAUGUCUUGUAGUCUCUACCUUGUGUUUGAAUACAUGGAACAUGAUCUCUCUGGCCUUUCUGCCAUCCAAGGUGUCAAGUUUACAGAGCCACAGGUGAAGUGCUAUAUGAAGCAACUACUUUCUGGGCAUGAGCAUUUCCACAAAAACGGUGUGCUACCCCCUGAGCUUCUUCUUGGUGCCUCUUAUUAUGGUGUCAGUGUUGACCUUUGGAGUGCUGGCUGCAUUUUGGCUGAGCUUCUUGCUGGGAAACCCAUACUUCCAGGAAGAACAAAGGUUGAACAACUACACAAGAUUUUUAAAUUAUGUGGCUCUCCAUCAGAUGAAUACUGGAAGAAAUACCGAUUACCAAAUGCAACACUUUUCAAGCCACAACAUCCUUACAGGCGUUGUACAAUAAAAACAUUCAAAGACUUUCCACCUUCUUCUCUACCUUUACUAGAAACUCUUCUUGCAAUCGAUCCUAAGGACAGAGGCACUGUCACUUCCGCCCUUAAUAGCAAUGAGAAGAAUGAGAAGGAAGACGCAGAUAAUAAAGUCGAUGAAGGCAGAUGUGGCGUAAUCUCCCCUGACAACAAAAAAACUAUAAGGCCAUUGAAGCUUAUACCAGAAUUUGAAUUGAACAAGCAAAUGGAAAAUAUGAAGCAAAGAUUGGCUCACCUGAGCUUUGAUCUGAUGAGUUCCAAAGAAAUCAAGGAAAGAGCGAAAGAUGACAUAUUUUAAGCUAAUAAGGACCCAGUUGUUGUCAUCGGUGCAUGUAGAAACCAAGGCCAUCUUUGAUCUCGAAAAGUUAUACCAGUACCGUUAAACCCUAGCGAAGUGUUGGUGUUCAUCGAAGCAACCAUAUCGACUUUGGAGAAAGGGUUUUUUACGUUCUCAUUUUGGGGGUGGGGGGAUUAUGUCAAAAAAUUAGAAACAAAGUGGGAAAUUAAAAGAUGAAAAUGAAAAACAAACUUUGGUGUGGCGAGAAGUUUUUAAUUUUAGGAGAAUUAUGAGUGCUAAAAUGAAAAUAACAAUAAUAUAAUAUUAUAGUGGCACAAAAAAAGAUAUGCCACUAAAAACGAUGAUAUAUAGUGGCCC